CCGGAGCCCCCCGAACCUAAAUCAUCUACAGAUUAAAUUAAGUCAAUUUAAAAUGGAUUUCAUAGUCAAAGUGUCGUAGCUUCCCCGCCGAGAGUCGUUUACUGAGCUAAAGUACAUUGCGUGAGAGAGAUCAGAAUGACUGCGUAAGAGACUUAAAAAACAGGCGUGUUUUCUAUUGUUGCGUAACAAACAGAGUAAGCCUAACAUCAUUAGAGCAACUUCAACAAUUCACGCGAGACAAGCAAGGCAGCACCGGCACAACGUAUUUUCUCCAAAAUAUGAGAUAUUCUGCGGCCGGUAGGCCUCGACUGAUGAGCCGAGUUCUUAGAACUAUUUCUGCUAGAGUUCUACGAACACAAGCAUUACAAGGAAGUGUUUUUAGAUACUCGACAAAGGCAUACAAUCAUGACGCUAUGGACAUACGGCCAUUUCAAGAGAUUCCCGGUCCUAAAGGCCUUCCAUGGAUAGGAUCGAUUCAUGGUUAUAUCUUGAAAGGCGGAGUUUCCAAACUCCAUCUUCUUCACCAAAGCUAUUUCAAGAAAUACGGACCAAUAUAUAAGGAUCAUUUAAUGGGAACAACUACAGUCAGCAUCUCUGAUCCGGAGGAUAUCGCGAAAGUCUUUCGCAACGAGGGAAAGUACCCAGAAAGGACUGCUGAUUUAGGUGCACUACAAAAGCACAGAGAGAAAACAAACCAGCCCCCAGGCGUUGCAUAUGCGGAAGGCCAAGAGUGGCUUAGACUAAGGACUGCCUUCGGUAAAAAGAUGUUGCGACCCAAGGAGCUGGCUAAGCACGUGGUCGGGUUCAGUGGCGUGGCGAAUGAUGCGAUGCAGAGCAUCAAAGGUGCCAGGGAUGGAAAGAUGGAAGUUGAGGAGCUAGAACUUCAGCUACAGAAAUACACUAUUGAAUCGAUUGGCACGUUAGUGUAUGGCUUUCGUGUCGGUAUCUACGACAGUCCACCGAGAAAGGAAUCAAAAGAGGUCUUGGAUGCGGUACGGAUAUUCUUUCCAAAUCUUUUCAAGCAGAUGACAAGCUUCGACAGAAUACUAACUCGUUUCUACGAGCCAGCUUCCUACAAAGCGAUGUGCGAAUCACAUGACAACUUUAUGAAGCACAGUGACACAUUCCUCCGGGAAUCGAUAGAAAGAUCGAGGGGGUCGAAGAAAGAAGCAGACGAUAACGAAGUGGUUACAUUUGUAGAACAUCUUGCAUCAGAAGGUCUAAGCAUGAAGGAGAUCAACCUGGCGGCCAUCGAUAUGUUUGUCGCUGGUGUCGAUACAACGGCUACAACACUUCAAUGGCUUUUGUACAAUAUCGCGCGACACCCUGAAGUUCAAGAAAGGCUGCAUGACGAAAUUACCUUUGUUACGGAUGGCUGUGGAAGUCUGUCUGCGAAAAGCCUUGGAAGGAUUCCCUACACGCGCGCCUGUUUGAAAGAAUCAAUGAGGUUCAAUCCGCCUGCCCCAGCUCAUCUAAGACGUCUGAAGGAGGAUACAGUUCUUAAUGGGUUUCAUGUUUCCAAAGGGACAAUUGUCCAAAUGUCAGUCUACUCUAAUGCAUUUGACGACAAACUCUUUAAAAACCCUACCGAAUUCAAGCCCGAGCGCUGGUUUAGGGACACAGGUGACAAGAUCAAUCCAGUUUCCUUCAAUCCUUUCGGCACGGGCAAGCGAUCAUGUCUCGGGAAACAGGUUGCAGAGAUGGAAAUUUUCGCUUUCGUUUGUAAGCUGAUGCAAAAGUUCAAGCUUGAGUAUAACAACGUCGAGCAAGUCAGUGGGGUAAUGAAACUCAUUGUGUCCCCUGAUCGUCCCGUCAAGAUCACCUUCCUCGACAGAACAUAAAGAGAAACGCCAAGGAUAGAAAUAGGAGACCUGCUCUAAGAAAUUUUAAAGACUUUUUCGCGCAAACUCGCGCGCUCUGGGUGCUCCCCCCCCCUCUCAAAGUCGCGGCAACAUGAAAGAAUUUUUUCAUAAUUCCAGCAUUUCACUCAAUAAUAUUUAACAUAUUGGUUUCAAAACGUAUACACCUAUUUUAAUAAACAUUGUCAGUACAAAA
Molecule: messenger RNA, 2055 nt
Organism: Nematostella vectensis (starlet sea anemone)
Lineage: Eukaryota; Metazoa; Cnidaria; Anthozoa; Actiniaria; Edwardsiidae
Product: 1,25-dihydroxyvitamin D(3) 24-hydroxylase, mitochondrial
Exons: 9
Coding region: 279-1841 (520 amino acids)
Molecular function (GO): monooxygenase activity; iron ion binding; heme binding
Source: RefSeq, a predicted model, not a curated record